Messenger RNA from Coregonus clupeaformis (lake whitefish), 2418 nucleotides. Its product is annotated as poly(rC)-binding protein 3. The record is from RefSeq and is a predicted model, not a curated record. The transcript has 15 exons. Gene Ontology annotation, biological process: negative regulation of mRNA splicing, via spliceosome. Lineage: Eukaryota; Metazoa; Chordata; Actinopteri; Salmoniformes; Salmonidae. Gene Ontology annotation, molecular function: mRNA binding. Gene Ontology annotation, cellular component: nucleus; cytoplasm. The coding region runs from base 238 to 1680 and encodes 480 amino acids.
UAUUCGGUUUAGGACGUGGUUCUGAGGGCGCUGUGGAGUGUAUGGACUAUAAGCAGAUGGCCUUACCGUUGAAGGCUCUAUCUCCGACAAUGUGGACAUCAACCUGGGAUAUAUAAUUUUCUGUGACUAUUUCCCAGUGACUUUUUACACACCAUACCAAGCAAGAGAGCUGUGAGGAAAGAGAGAACCCCUCCCCCCCUUCACCCUGAGAGUCUGUCUGUCUGCAGAGCAUCUUUCAUGCGUCUUCCUGUGUCUCAUUCCCACAUCAACAUGAACUGUGAGCCGGACUUUGAAGAAGGGGGCAUGAAUGUCACCCUCACACUACGACUCCUCAUGCAUGGAAAGGAAGUCGGCAGCAUCAUCGGAAAGAAAGGAGAGACAGUGAAGAGAAUACGAGAAGAGAGCAGUGCCCGUAUCAACAUCUCAGAGGGCUCGUGUCCAGAAAGGAUCAUCACCAUAACAGGACCUACAGACUGUGUCUUCAGAGCCUUCACUUUGAUCACACUCAAACUGGAAGAGGACCUUACAACUCUGGUAGCCAAUGGCACGGUCACCAGCAAGCCCCCCGUCACCCUGCGAUUGGUCAUUCCUGCCAGCCAAUGCGGCUCUCUCAUCGGGAAGGGCGGCUCCAAGAUCAAGGAGAUCAGAGAGACCACCGGGGCACAAGUACAGGUAGCUGGGGACCUUCUGCCCAACUCCACAGAGAGAGGAGUGACGAUAUCUGGGACCCAAGACGCUAUCAUCCAGUGUGUCAAACUGAUAUGCACUGUAAUUCUUGAGUCACCUCCGAAAGGGGCCACUAUUCCAUACCGACCCAGCCCCUCCCCAGGAACAGUCAUGAUGGCCGGGAACCAGGUGUUUGAGACGUCUGACUACGGAUCACACCCCCUCUUCCAUAUGGCCCAGGGAGGGCUGGAUUUACAACAAGUGUACGCUGUACAGAACCAAUAUGGCAUUCCACAUUCAGAGUUGGCCAAGCUUCACCAGUUGUCUAUGCAGCAGCAAGGCCUGGCCGCCCAGAUGAGCCAACAGCAAGCCAACUCUGUCAUGUCUGGAAUGGACUCCAAUUCCCAGACCUCAUCACAGGAACUGCUCAUUCCUAAUGACCUCAUCGGCUCCAUCAUCGGGCGUCAGGGCACCAAGAUCAAUGAGAUCCGCCAGGCGUCAGGGGCUCAGAUAAAGAUUGGUAGCCAGCUGGACAGCACCAGUGAUAGACAUGUCACCAUCACAGGGACCACCAUCUCUAUCAACCUGGCCCAAUACCUCAUCACCUCCUGUUUAGAGACCGCCAAAUCCACCGCCCAGUCUUCCUCCAUGUCGACCUCUGCUGACCACACCAUGGCCUACACCCAACCGUCCUCCCCCUCCCCCGCCUCCUCCUCCUCAGCCGCUGCCACCCUGGCUGCAAUGGGCUGCCCCGGCAUGUCCCACCACAACCCCCACGCUGCAGUCCCCAUGAUGGGCAACCCCUAUGGGGCCCUCUCCCUCUCCAGCCUCCUCGGAAUGCAAUCCAUGAAAUCCCUCCAAUCCAUGCCCUACCUGGCUUUAUCCAACCCUGCCGCCAACGCAGCAGCCGCUCAGGCUCAGGCUCAGGCUCAGGCUCAGAUCUACACGGCGAAGAUCUCUUCCGUCAACGGGAUCGGGAAGAAACCAGAGAGACAGAAGUUUGCGCCGUACUGAUGACGACCGUCUCCAUCCCUCCAUCUAUCCCUCCGUCCCUCUCUCCUCCGUCCCCCGAGACAAAGGGGGGGCGGGGGGGUGGGUAAGAAUGGAGGGAAGAAAAAUAGCCGUUUUUUUUUUGUUCUCCUCCACUCUCGUUCUUCUUGCCUGGUGAUGCAGCUGUGUAGGACAUUUAACAGACUAUCGAUUUUAUUUUGUUUUGUAGCUUUUUUGUCCCUCAUAUUACUGAAACACUAGGAGGAACUUUGGAUUGGCUCGGCUAUAUUUAUGUUGUCAGGCCAAGGAAACCUAUCAAGCCAUAGGCUGUGUAUCCCCAAAUGGCACCCUAUUCCCUUUAUAGUGUACUACUUUUGUCCAGAGCUCAUAGGGCUCUAGGGACCAUAGAGCUCUGGUCAAAAGUAGUGCACUAUAUAGGGAAUAGGGUGCCAUUUGGAACGCACACAUAGACUAUUCCUAACUUCCAUUUGUAUCUUCCUCUAACUUUCCCUUCCUUUCGUUCUACUGUACUGCUGUUAUUGAUAAUUGACUUAUUGAUUUAUUAUUGAUAAUAAUGAAAUAUUCCCACUAAGAGUUUAUAAAUUCAAACACUGGUGACUGAUGCUCGACUGUACGUGCGUAUCAGCUUUUAUACAGUACAUGAUGUCUGUUUAGGUUUCUUCCUUUCUUUCCUGUUUAGGUUUCUUCCUGUAUACAACUACAACAAUUUUUGAAGAACGGUGUAAAAAAAAAAAAAGUUUU